Bombus terrestris (buff-tailed bumblebee) is the source of this 9551-nucleotide messenger RNA. RefSeq lists its product as uncharacterized. The transcript is spliced from 7 exons. The coding region runs from base 464 to 1198 and encodes 244 amino acids. Lineage: Eukaryota; Metazoa; Arthropoda; Insecta; Hymenoptera; Apidae. The record is from RefSeq and is a predicted model, not a curated record.
AACAGCAGUACGAGUUGAGAUGUCAGAGAGUGCGGAUUGCGGUGAUAAGAGUCAUCGGUUAAUUACUUAGUUGUGUUAAUUAUUAUACGUUUGCUGCGAUUGGUUCAUGUUUAACAAGCAUUAUUUUCUGUUCAAUCAACACCUGUUCAAUACACUUAUCAUUAAUAAACUAAUUAUAGUAGUUACGAUACUACAUUAUUAAACUGCAAGUACACGUAAACGUCGUUGAGUUAGGAAACUCACACGCGCUCGCGAUAAAACGUUUUCGAACCUUAAAGAGCUCGUUAAAGAAAAAUCCGAGUAAAUAGCAACAUUAUAUAACAUUCAUGCGCAAAUACGAACAGCUAGAACAUAUGAUAAAGAUUGAUCGCGACUCACCGUUCAAAGGAUAUUAUCUUCCGCAUCACGUGACGGGAGACGAAGAAAGCGAUUCUCACCUUAGGGGUUAGAGGGAGAAGAAAAUAUGGGUAAAGGAGACAAGAGGGGUAUCGCGCAGCGUAGCGAUGCAGGUACGAAUCUCAUGGGCAAAUUCACACAGAGUGUCCGGAGAAUCGUUCAGGAUGUAAAGGAUGAAGGAACAUCGAGUGGACAAACUAAAGAAGAGGUGAUUGAAACAAACGAAAGAUUAAGAAUCGUAAGGAUACGCCUCGAUGGAAGUUACGAGAUUGCUAAACGUGCCCUCGUUGAACUCAUGUGCAAAUAUACUGAUAGCAAGCAAGUUCGUAACGUAUUUCAACGUUACAACCUGUUAAAACUAAUGAUUAAGGAUGUCAUCAAGUUGGAGACUCAAUACUGGACACUGGUGGAUAUACCUAAACAGGAAAAACAGGAAACAGUGCCUGCCUUUGUUCUACGCGCAUGUUCCAUUAUGGAGAAGACCCACAAAAGCGGGGAGGGUGUGAAAACUUCGGCCCGUCUGGCCGAGGAAGCUGAUACCAAAAGAGAACGCAUUGAAAGACUCGAAAGUAUGACAACAGCUCAAAUUGAAGCAGAGAACACUCAAAUGACCAACGACCUGUACAGACUAUUGAAAAAGUACACGGGGCUGAGAAAUCUCAUUCGAGACUUAAAGGAGGAAUACAAUGGCUCAAAAGUGUAUCCAAUCUUUCCGCGUUAUCCGAUCCUAAAGGACAUGAUAAAGGAUAUAAUGCAUAAUCCAGACUAUAUGGAAGUUUGUCACGAGGUGGACCAAGCAUAGCGGCCAGACCCCCUCCACCGCUCGCCACGUAUGACCUUGUAAAAAGGAUCUUAGCGUGGAUGUUGGUGAAGGGGGUGUACCAGAAACGAGCCUGAGCAAAACUUUCACUUCUCCAUUCAUCGUGACUGAUUACCGCAAAUUCUGUUUUAUUUCACACUUACGGUUUCUAUAAAAAUCUACAUAUCUGUGUUUAUAGCACAUUUCGUCUGAUGAUAUUCAGCCGGUAUAUAUUUACAAGAAACCAUACAUUACCUUGUGUGUACGCUAAUUGGAAUCAUGUUUGUUAAUUGAAUGCCCGAAGAAAAUAUGCGUGAAUGUAAAGUAAGGAAAUAUGACAUUGAGUUGUGAGGAGAAAAGGAACAGAAGAUAGAUUUAAUCAAAAAAUAUAUAAUAAGACGAACGAUCCUUUGAAGAUUCUCCGUAUGUUGGAAUGAUGCUUUUAGUAUAGUAUUUUUCGUGAUAUUUUAUGGUAUCACGAGAGAUCUGCUACUUGGCGACAAUAAAUAACAAUACAAAUGCAGAAAUUAAUUUUUGUUGAAUUUUUAUUGAAUAAAGAAUUUUUAGAAUUGCAAAAUAACUUGUUGGUAUUUCAAGAGAGAAAAGGAUAAUUCAUGAAAAAUGAAAUUAUGUCCUUGUUGUGAUUUCAAAAUUUCAUCUUUUCGAUCUGAAAGAUAAGAUAAUUAUCAAAAGGAUUCUUUAAUGUGAAAAUUCAUGAAAAUGAAAAAAGAUAUAUUUCGACAGAAGCGCCAAGUACUACAAGAACAACUAAUUCCAACAUAGGGAAGAAAUAAAAUUGAUCAUCGUAGUUUCUGAUUACGAUCGGAAUAGCCGCUUGCACGUUGAAACACAAAAUACAAAAAUUAUACCAAUACGUUUCACACGUAAACGUUGUGUAAACGUGGUGUAAAAUUUCUGUUAAGGCAGUUCAUAAUGAAGAAAAUCCUAAGAGAUGUUAGAUUUAUAAGAUGUGUCCCCAUCGUCGAGUGUUGUGUAUCUUUGUAUACAAAUUAUAUCGUAUGCGCGUGCAUGUGCUUAUCAAAAUAAUAAAAUAAUUUAAGUGAUUAAGUGUGAAACGCAACACUCUGCUUUCUGCUACUCGGUGGUCGUAAUACGUGAUGCCCUCAUUAAGCAUUGUCAACUUGAUAAGAGUUUGUUGAACAAAGGAGACCUCUCUUUACCGACAAACAGGACAAACGGUAGCAAUUUAGUAAGAUAAUAUAUUUAUUCUGCGUGAAAUAUCGCUUUGCGAAUGAUGACACUCUUUUUCGUAAUACAGAAACAUUUUUGCUUCGACUACGGUGGGAACUAGAUAUUUAGGUAUAACAUCAUUAACUCAUUAAUAAUCGUUGUCGUACGCGAUGGUGUAACUGAUGCAAUACAGAAUGUAUAGCAUGGUGAUGUUACACAGAGAAAAAUUUAUUGUAUCCAUUAUUUUAUGCUAUAACUAUUUCUAUAGAGUUUAUUGAAGUUUAAUGUCGUAUCAACUAUAAAAUUAUUAGCGGUACUAUAGAAGGAUAUAUUAUAGUGCGAGAUAUUAAUUUGCACUAAUUCAUCAAAUAAUUUUGUAUCCUCGAUAGAUAUUAACAAACUUGUUUUCGCUUUAUUCGUGCAUAUUUAACACACUUGAGUUUAAAUAACGAUCUUUUAAAUCUCAUGUUGGAAGUCAUUUGAAAAAGAAGAAGUCAUUAAAAGUUCGAUACAAAAGAUUUGUCUUUCACUUCUAUCAUGAUUCUCAAAUGUCUUCUCGUAUUUUUCUUUCGUAAAAUUUUAAAUUCAGCAGGAAUAACCUUUUCUAUUUUAAAAAACAAAUGAUUCUAUACCUUUGUAUUUUGUUGUAUCUAUGCUUUAUUUAACAUUAAUUUAGAUACGUAACAUUAUACACAUAAAAUAUUUCUUAAACUCCUAAAAAAAAAUGCCUAACAGAGUUCAAAUUUAUUUAUCUUGAACACAUAAAAACAUAUUUUUUCCGUCUAGUGAAAGUGGAAAAAUUGCUAUGAAUAUUUUCACUUCGUGCAGUUCACUUAUAAUAUCCUGUACGAACUUCUUUUCAUCAUCAGUUGAAAGACUACAAGAUGUAUAUGCUGUAUUCACAUUCGACUCCAAUUAAAACGGAAUUACUGCUUUGUAUAUCUUGGUUGAAACAAUGCUAACCAUAGAUCAUACUCAUUUACGUUGUUGUAUAAUAAUGCAGAAAGAAGAGGAUGUAUUCUUUAAGAAAUUUGACAUAAUAAACAUAUCUCAUCAUUAUCACAUUUACAUAUAUACAAUAUAAAUAUAAAAGCACCUACAUGAUAUAGGCAGACACACGUGCGUACUUUUACAACAAAUUGAAAUAAAAUAUUUCACUUUAGUCAACCUCUACAUUUCCAGAAAAUAUAAAAUUAUCCAUUGUUCUACGUAACGUCGAUUCAUCUUAUAUUUCUUUGUUAUCGAAGUACAUAUGUAUGUAUGUAAGCAAGAUAUGUUUGUCUACUAACAUAAUUAUAUGAUGCACUAUACGUUUUAGAAAAACUGUUAAAUCAAUAAAAUAUCGUAUUCGCUAUAAUUCAUGAAAAAUAUUGGAGUUCGUGCAUUGACAUAACUUGACUCGAACAUUAUAUGAAUUAACUCGGCUGAAAAGAUUAACUUUCCAUCAAAUUUUUCAAUUUUUAAUUAAGAAAUAAAUUGUAAUAAAUUUAAAAAAAUUAAUAGACAUGAAAAACUGAGAAGUUUCAGCGUACAUAGCUAAUAAAACACCAUAAAUUCUAUGGCGUUAUUUAUCUUUCAUUUGCUUGCUUCAUGAAAGCUUAUGAAAGCUUAAAUUGAUUGUGGAAUAUAAUUAAUCGAUUUAUCGAUGCUUCAUCUAUCACGCUAUUAGAAUAAGCAACGGUGCAUAAAAUGAUAGCAAAAACUAAUAUAAUACGAAUAUAUAAACUAUGAAAAGUUUUGCUACGUUAUCUUAAUACUUAAAAAUCAAAUAAUGAAUUAUGGCGAAUUUACGAUUUAAAUGUAUAAAUUAUAAACUAUAUAAUCAAACGAAUUUCUGUAAACGUCCGUUUACGAAAAAAAUUCGCGGGAUAUAUCAUAAUUUGAUAUCAAAAUUUCAAUUACGUAAAUUUAUCAAAAAUCUCUGACAAACAUCUGCAAUAUUCCAUAUAUAUAAAUAAUAAUAGUUCGCAUAAUAUUUAAAAUAAGUACUUCUCGGAAUGGAAUAUUUAUUUUAAUACACAUUAUUGUGAUAUUGAUUUACAUUUCAAGUGGGACACAUAACAGCCUUGGAAAAAUCUAUACUGAGAGUUUAAAUCGUUAAAAUCUAGUCGUAAAAGAAACAAAAAUAUGAAUCAUCUACUACGUAAGUAAUAUGUAAGAAAAAAAACCAAUGGCUGACAGCUCGAAAUCAAAAUGCACGUAUAUGUAAUGCACGACAGACAUUGAGACGACAAGACGAUCUAUUAUCAAAACGUGGAUCCUCCUCAAUGUAUGUCGAUGUCUAGUGACCCAUAGGAACCCUUCCCUUGUAUGUUUAAAAUGAUUCUUAUAUCCCAAUCAAAAGCCUGUUACAAAGAAAGAAAAUAACGGAUCAGUUCAGAGAAAUGCUGGGUACAGGCAUAUACAGAAACUAAAAUGAUGAUUAAGUGGUCAAAUGACAUACUUGAUGAUUAAUAUCGAAAAGGUAAUUUAUGAUUUCGUAAUGCGCAUUGCUCUUCAAAUUGAUUCAUAUCUGGAAACAAAAUGAAACUUACGAUACUUAUGCGAAUCAAAUUUUGCAGGGAAUAAAAUAUUUUUCGAAUGGUGUUCUUUUCUAUCACACCGAUCGCCUUCAGUUUAUUGAUAUCAAAAGUAACACGUACAAAAUAAAAUUUAAGCAACCCUAAAUAAUGAGCUUACACGAACGGUACUUUAAUUUUUACAAAUUUCAUGAUAAUUUUCCGUUGUAACAUACUUUUUUCACUGAAAUACACAAGAAAUUUGGCAGUGAAUCAAACUUGAGAAGCUUUGAAUGAAAUUUAUACAAAUAUUAAUAUUAAGGUAUAUCGGAAAUGGAAAUUUCAAAAAUUAUAUCAAAUAUCAAUCAUGCGCAAGAUUAUAUCGUAUAAAAUUCUGAACAAGAACGGAUUUAAAUUUAUUUGUCUGCAUUCAGCAAAUCUACGUAAAAGAGGAAUACAUACAUACUGUAGCUAUUGACUGUCUAGAAUAGUGCUUUUGUCGUAGAUAUUUAUCUUCUUCUAUGAUCUAUGUAUAUGUAUAAAGAAACGUACAAUAUUUGAAGAAAUUUCGACACAAAAAACUACACUGCAGCUUAAUAAUUUCCAAUUUAUUUUCCAUUAAUAUUUCCUAAUUUCACCGUUAUCUAGCAUAUAUACUUAACCUUUUCUUUAAAUUAUUUAGUUAUUCUUGCAAAUACAUUACCACAUAAUCAAAUAUUUACUUGUGCUAUAAAUCAAAAAAGAAUCUAAAUACUUAAAGAUCAAAAUUUAGAAAAAAUCGCGAACAUUAUUUAUGCAAUGUUAAUUGACUAUAUUAUAUUCUUAACGUUGAUAUAAAGACCAAAGUUAACUGAAGAAUAACCACGAAAUGUACACAUUACAUAGUCUAUACAAAUUCAUUACCAAACCUUGUUUCUGAAACGUUGACUGGUUAAAUUAUAUUUAUAAUUAUUAUAUGUAUAUCCAGAUGCAUCUACGAUUACCUUGAGAUAAUUUAGUCGCGACAUAAUUCGUAUCUUUUAUGUAAAACAAAAUACCUUCUUAGACCAAUGAUCGCAUAAUGUUAAGGAGAACUUAAGGUAUAGUAUAAAGCAGAACUACAUGUAGCUAAGGAGUAAAGCUAUACUCGAUGCAAUGUCUUUGAAUUGAUGAAUAUAGCAAGUGUACUCGCCUUUUUGAUGAAACUAGGAGAGUGCCAAAUAGAUUUUGAAAGUUUAUAUGUGUGCGUAAGUGUGAAUAUGACGUUAUGCAAUGGCGUAUACAUAUAUAUUUGCGAGUGUUACUGUAAGAUUUUUAUAUAGUGUAUCGUACGUAAUAAUGUUGAUGUAGUUUUAUUUUGCUGGACUAAUUAACUGAUUGUUAAUUGUGCGUAAAAAUUUUUUAUGACUAUAUAAAACAGAAACUUUUACCUAUGCAUAAUGCAUAUAAAUUAAAUUAUUUGUUGUAUAUAAAAUCAAAUCUAUUUUAAUUUCAGUAAUUAAAACUAUUUUCAGUGAUGAAGAUAUUUAGCAAAAUUCGUUAUUUAUCGAAAAACAUAUUGAAAAUAAGUUAUUGAAGCGUGUGAAAACCAGAACUCAUCCCAGCGAAAAAAACUAUCAAUGAUAUAAGUAUAAUUACAAUAAACAUACACAUACGGAUGUCUGAUACGAGAGAUCUACCUAAUGUGUUUGAGAAUGUGUACAUGGUAGACGUAAUAACCGUGUUAAUGUCCUAUAGAAAUGUAUAACAUUCAAUGGUGCUUUGGUUUCUCAUGGGAUGCUAUUAAGAGAGGUCUUUAAACCAUUAAAGAUACGAUAUUUCUAUACGUAUAAAACACGAUAAAUAUACAAAGAAGCACUUUUUAAUCUUUAUCCCUCCGACUCUAAUAGCAAUAUGUCCAUAAAGUAAUAAAAUUUGUACGAUCUAAAAAAAAUUAGAUUUGCUUCAAUCGAUGUAUGUACAUGUUUUUAUACAAAUCGGCACAUAAUGAUUGAAAAUGUUCAGCAUAUGUCAUAUUGUAAAAAUACUAAGUUUAUUGCAAAAAGAAUAUCGGCAAGUUUAAGAUCAAUAAGGUACAUGAAGAUCAAUUACGAAAUCAAAGGACCAUUAUCCACUGAUUCAAUAUACAUAAGUGUACAAUAAUCGAAUGGCAAAUGAAAUUUAUGGCUUCAAGUAAGAAUUCAAUUUUCGAAACUUUAUCACGCGUUCUUGAUAAGUGUAUGUUUAUGGAAUCUAUCAAUGAAAAUUCGACCAAUCUGUAUGUCUAUAACCAGUAAUCGUAUGCUGUAUGACACACGUUUCAUGUACGCAUCUAAGCGAUGUAUUUCUAUAAGUGGAUAAAGAAUAUGUAUACAUAUUCGCUUUAUUACGAUAAGCUUCUGAGUGCAUAUCGAUAUGUUACAUAGACGUAAAUUUUUAUGGAUAAAAAAAAUAAAUAUAAAUAUAUAUAUUUUGACAGGAACUUCAUAAGGAAGUUAGCGAAAAUCUUGAGGAGGACCUUUACUGAGACUAUUCGUUUAGCGUACAAGCUGUGAAACGAUGCAAACGUUUACAAGCAAACGAUUCGUUGCUGAACGUUCAAUAUUGAACGAUCAUCGUAUGUCCCUAUAAAAGAAUUCUAAUAUCUUCGUGAUAUUUUCUGAUAUAAUGUACGAUGCCGCGAAUUAAAUUAUUUCGCACGUUUUAGAUCCGAUUGUGUGAGUGGCUUUAAAUACUUUCGUAUUCUGAACGAAAUUGUGCGGUCACAGUCCAUCUCAAAAAACAAAAAAGAGUCGUAAAGAAUUUGAAGAUAUAGUGUUUUCUAAUUUCAUAAUCAUUAGUGAUCAUAGGUUUUCGUCUUUUUACUCACAAUUAUAUUAUACCUAUGAUAAGUUGCCGUAAAUAAAAUAAUUCGUUUUACGCACUAUUAGAAUACAUACUAGCAUAGAGCAAGAGAUGUCAAGGUAUUAUAAGUACAGCUAGCAUUGUGUACUUCAUUGUAAAAUGUGCGAUUUAAUCAACAGACUACACAUAAAUUAAUAAGUCAAUCACCAGGCUAGAUCGACUGAGAGAACACAUUAUACAUAUAAGAUUAUACACAUAGGUCGUCUGUUAUGAUUUAUAUCGUGCAAUCUUUGCAGUCAAUAGUUAUCGAAAUAUAGAUUUUCAGAUCAAUAUGUGAAGUUUAUUAAGCGCGCACGUUUCAACGUCGCAGGAAAUUCACAAAUGUUUCUCGAACUUUGAUCAUUCAUACCAUUAAUCACUAGUCCGUGUAGAAUUUAUAAUAUACAUAUAAUCACUUGUGGUAACAUGAAAAAGGGAGAUAAGCUAUUGUGAUGUUUGUAUGUUCGUUACGGUAGAAUUGCAAAGUGGAAUUAUUUAGGAAUGCAUAGUGUAUAACUAUACUAUAAUCAUGUAUGAUAUCGUUUAGAUCUUUAUCAGUUCCAUUAUUAUGUGUAUGGAAAUUUAUUAAAGUAUAGUUAGAGUACAAUGCUCACGUUGAUCAAUUGUAAAUUAUGUCAUGCACUUGAUAAAUUUAUACACACACGCAUCUGUUCUUAUUUAACACUGGCUUUUAUUUCUAUUAAAAUUCUUUACGUCUGAUCAUAAUAUAUGAACAUGAGAUAUCUGACUGUACACAAAUUACGUUUAAAGAAUGGAGAAAAUCAACGUUCAUUAUCAAUAUACGCAUGAAUGAUGCGUUUAAUGCAAACUAUAUAUAUACUAGUCCUCGUUAAAAAAAAACGUCGAUGUCCUGACUGUUUCGUGUUGAGAAUUAAAGUUUUUGAUGUUUUAAUAACCGCUUCGUUAAAAAUAACAGAAUCUUAACGUCAAAUUAUAAUGCUGCUAAUCGUUGUUAAACUUUAAUGUAGAGAAUAUAAAAUAUUACAAAAAAAUAGUCAAAAAUCUUUUCACUGAAACACAAUUUUGCAUUAAAUCUUUGCAUGUCGAAUUUUGAUAUAUUAUUUCUAAUAUAUUGAUAUACGUAUAUAUAUAUUUAUUAAUAAAAAUUAUAGUUAUUAAUGGCAUUUAAUAUAAAUGUAUAUAUAUUUAUAUACAUUUAAAUAUAUUAAUAUAUAUAUAUAUAUAUAUUACUUUUUCAAAAAAAAAAAAAAAACUUUUAGUACUAUAAAGGACGUUAAGAUUCUAGAAAAAAGGUAGAGUUAGAAAAAACGAGAAUAGCCGACGAAUCGCAUAAUGUUGAUGUGUAUAAGUAAAACUAUUAGUUUGCAAUUCAUGUAACUAGAUAUCCGAUGAAUGUGACGUAUGUUAAUAAGCAAGUAAAAUGUUACAAGGAAACUGUGUGCGUUUGUAAUAGCGUUCCUUAAAAGGACUGGCCCUCAUAGACAACGUUUAAAGAAAAUGCAUUUAUGUAUGAACUGGUGUUCACUAGUACACAACUAACUAAUAGAUAUCAUGCUAGAUUAGUUAAAAUGUAAUGUAUGCUAGAUGUUAUAAUAGUGUUGUACUAGUGUUUACACCUUCCUAUUUAUGCGUUCUGUGUUUCCUGGUGGAAAAUAGCGAGUAGUUACGUGUACAAGUAGUUUUAAGAACGAUCUUAGUCCAUUAAUUUGAUCAGAAUUUUAUGCUAUAGUAUAUAUUGAAUGUACAAUUUUAAUUUCCCUGUAAUACAUCUUUGUUACCGCUAUAAAACUUCACUUGUUUAUUGGUUGUUAAGCUUUGUUAAUAAAAUGCCAUAAAAUUUUAAA